Molecule: messenger RNA, 1356 nt
Organism: Penicillium paradoxum
Lineage: Eukaryota; Fungi; Ascomycota; Eurotiomycetes; Eurotiales; Aspergillaceae
Gene: car2
Product: ornithine-oxo-acid transaminase
Exons: 3
Coding region: 1-1356 (451 amino acids)
Cellular component (GO): cytoplasm
Molecular function (GO): identical protein binding; pyridoxal phosphate binding; L-ornithine transaminase activity
Source: RefSeq, a predicted model, not a curated record
AUGGCUACCAACGGGUCUUUCUCCCACUACCAUGCUGCCUCAUCUGCGGAGGCCAUUGAGUCCGAGAAGCAGUAUGCGGCCCAUAAUUAUCACCCUCUCCCCAUUGUUUUUGCCCGUGCUCAGGGUACUUCGGUCUGGGACCCCGAAGGCCGUCACUACCUUGACUUCCUCUCCGCCUACUCCGCCGUGAACCAGGGUCACUGCCACCCCAAAUUGGUGGCCGCACUCGUAGAUCAAGCUUCGCGAGUGACGUUGAGCUCCCGUGCAUUCUACAAUGAUGUUUUCCCCCGCUUCGCCGAGUUCGUGACGAGCUACUUUGGCUUUGACAUGGUUCUGCCCAUGAACACCGGCGCCGAGGCGGUUGAGACAGGUAUCAAAAUUGCCCGUAAAUGGGGAUACAAGGUCAAGGGCAUUCCGGAAAAUCAAGCCGUGGUUCUGAGUGCAGAGAACAACUUCCACGGGCGUACGUUCGCCGCCAUUUCCCUAUCUUCCGAUCCCGAAUCACGCGAACACUACGGGCCUUAUCUGCCCGGCAUCGGAUGUACUAUUCCAGGAACUGAGAAGCCCAUCGCAUACAAUGAUAAGGCUGCUCUUCGAGAGGCAUUCGAGGCGGCCGGUCCCAACUUGGCUGCUUUCCUCGUCGAACCCAUCCAAGGUGAGGCAGGCAUCGUUGUCCCAGACCCAGACUACCUGCAAGAGGCCCGGGCACUCUGCGACAAGCACAAUGUGCUGUUGAUCUGCGACGAGAUUCAAACCGGUAUUGCGCGCACCGGCAAACUGCUGUGCCACGAGUGGAGCGGAAUUAAGCCCGACCUUGUCCUGCUCGGAAAGGCCAUCUCGGGUGGUAUGUACCCGGUCUCCUGUGUGUUGGGACGCAAGGACGUCAUGCUCACGAUCGAGGCUGGCACCCAUGGUUCGACUUAUGGCGGAAACCCGCUGGGUUGUGCGGUUGCUAUUCGCGCACUCGAGGUCGUGCGCGAGGAAAAUAUGGUCGAGCGUGCGGAACAGCUCGGCCACUUGUUCCGCGAUGGGCUUCUGGCUAUCAAGAGCCCGCUGAUCGAGACGGUGCGCGGAAAGGGUCUACUCAAUGCCAUUGUCAUCGAUGAGUCGAAGACGAAUGGACACACUGCUUGGGAUCUGUGCAUGUUGAUGAAGGAGAAGGGAUUGCUGGCCAAACCCACCCACCAGAACAUCAUUCGCCUUGCCCCUCCGUUGGUCAUCACAGAGGAAGAAAUCCAAAAGGCCCUUGACAUCAUCAAGGAAGCUGUUGCAGAUCUCCCAACCCUCAAGGGGUCAUCUGAGGAUCAGGUCAUCCCUCCCGCAGAGAAGAAGGUCAAUAUUGGCCUUGAGAACUAG